Molecule: messenger RNA, 2337 nt
Organism: Miniopterus natalensis
Lineage: Eukaryota; Metazoa; Chordata; Mammalia; Chiroptera; Miniopteridae
Source: RefSeq, a predicted model, not a curated record
AUGCCGGCAGAGGAGUCCAACGUUUCACAGCCCGAGGACUUGUUUCUUCCUAAGCAGGCCAGUGACCUCUCCAGUUCUUCAGCACAAACCAUGCAACCCAAGGAAAGUGACACCCCCAAUUCCUCAACAAAAACUGUCCUGCCCAAGCAUGGUGACACAUCCAGUUCUCCAGGCAAAACCAUCAUGCCUAAAGAGGGUAACACCUUUAACUGCUCAGAAAAAACCAUCCUUCCCAAAGAGAGUAACAUUGCUAAUUCCUCAGAAAAAAACAUCCAGCCCAAGCAAGGUGACAUCUCCAAUUCCCCAACCAAAACUAUCCCACCCAAGCAGGAUGACACCCCCAGGUCCCCAGGAAAAAACAUCCUACCUAAAGAGGGCAACACCCUUAAUUCCUCAGAAAACAACAUUCCAUCCAAGCAGAUCGACACCCCCAAAUUCUCAGCAAAAACAGCCCAGCUCAAGCAGGCUGACACCUCUAAGUCUUCAGCAAAAAUCAUCCUGUCCAAGCAGGGUGACACCUUCAGUUCCUCAGAAAAAAAUAUCCUGCCCAAGAAGGACAACACCCCCAAGCUCUCAGCCCAAAUCAUUUCACACAAGCACGGUGAUGCCUCCAAAUCCUCAGAAGAAACCAUCCAGCCAAAGCAGGGCAACACCCCCAAGUCCUCAGAAAAAGACAUUUCACCCAAGCAGGGUGACAUCUCCAAAUCCCCAGGAAAAACCAUCCAGCCAAAGCAGGGCAACACCCCCAAGUCCUCAGAAAAAGACAUUUCACCCAAGCAGGGUGACACCUCCAAAUCUCCAGAAGAAACCAUCCAGCCAAAGCACGGCAACACCCCCAAGUCCUCAGAAAAAGACAUUUCACCCAAGCAGGGUGACACCUCCAAAUCUCCAGAAGAAACCAUCCAGCCAAAGCAGGGCAACACCCCCAAGUCCUCAGAAAAAGACAUUUCACCCAAGCAGGGUGACACCUCCAAAUCUCCAGAAGAAACCAUCCAGCCAAAGCAGGGCAACACCCCCAAGUCCUCAGAAAAAGACAUUUCACCCAAGCAGGGUGACACCUCCAAAUCUCCAGAAGAAACCAUCCAGCCAAAGCAGGGCAACACCCCCAAGUCCUCAGAAAAAGACAUUUCACCCAAGCAGGGUGACACCUCCAAAUCUCCAGAAGAAACCAUCCAGCCAAAGCAGGGCAACACCCCCAAGUCCUCAGAAAAAGACAUUUCACCCAAGCAGGGUGACACCUCCAAAUCUCCAGAAGAAACCAUCCAGCCAAAGCAGGGCAACACCCCCAAGUCCUCAGAAAAAGACAUUUCACCCAAGCAGGGUGACACCUCCAAAUCUCCAGAAGAAACCAUCCAGCCAAAGCAGGGCAACACCCCCAAGUCCUCAGAAAAAGAUAUUUCACCCAAGCAGGGUGACACCUCCAAAUCUCCAGAAGAAACCAUCCAGCCAAAGCAGGGAAACACCCCCAAGUCCUCAGAAAAAGACAUUUCACCCAAGCAGGGUGACACCUCCAAAUCUCCAGAAGAAACCAUCCAGCCAAAGCAGGGCAACACCCCCAAGUCCUCAGAAAAAGAUAUUUCAUCCAAGAAGGGUGACACCUCCAAAUCUCCAGAAGAAACCAUCCAGCCAAAGCAGGGCAACACCUCCAAGUCCUCAGAAAAAGAUGCUUCACCCAAGCAGGGUGACACCUCCAAAUCUCCAGAGGAAACCAUCCAGCCAAAGCAGGACAACACUCCCAAGUCCUCAGAAGAAGACAUUUCACCCAAGCAGGGUGACAUCUCCAAAUCUCCAGAAGAAACCAUCCAGCCAAAGCAGGACAACACUCCCAAGUCCUCAGAAGAAGACAUUUCACCCAAGCAGGGUGACACCUCCAAAUCUCCAGAAGAAACCACCCAGCCAAAACAGGGCAAAGCCAUCCAGCUCAAGAAGGGUGACACACCCAAGUCUUCAGAAGAAAACAUUCAGCUUAUAGAAGGUGACAUCUCAGCAGAAGAAACAAUGGAGCUCUUGGAGGUCCACAUGGUGAAAGUGAUCCUGAGCAAAGAGCAUUUCGAGUUGACGCUCAGGGAGGCCGGGGAGAGGCUUGUGGCCGUGGAUUUCUCAGCCACGUGGUGUGGGCCUUGCAGGACCAUCAAGCCCCUGUUCUGUUCCCUGUCUGUGAAGCACGAGGAUGUAGUGUUCCUGGAAGUGGAUGUUGAUGAGUGUGAGGAGCUGGUGAAAGACCGUGGGAUCAUUUGUAUCCCAACCUUUCAAUUUUACAAAAAGGAAGAAAAGGUGGGUGAAUUUUGUGGCCCCCUUAAGGAAAAACUCAGAACAAUCAUCGCAGAAUUAAAGUAG